AUGUCUCACGUCUACGAGUCGAAUAUCCAAGCUGUCUCCCGCUACAUGCAGACCGCACCACUCCAGUGCGCCCUGUUCGUUCCUUCUGCGAUCGGCCUAGCAGGCUGUCCAGCUGAUUUUUCUUUCGUUGGCUGCUAUGCCGACUCGGUCGGCAAGAGGAUAUUCAAUUCGAGGGGUCAGCAUUAUCCUAUGUCUGCGGAGGAAGUCCAGCCCUAUGCUACAUAUGGAGAUGUGUACUUCCCGCACCCCGAGCUAUUGCCCUACAACUUGCUUUUUGGGCACCCGCCCUUGGACUUCCUCCUCGAUCCCCCACGAAUCAACACAAAGUGCUGGUGCGGGAUUCACCCCGAGCUUAACCAGAACGGCGAGGAGCUAGCGGCCGGCGAAUGCGACUUUCUGUGCGCGGGCACCACCACAGGCGAAAUUUGUGGAGGUUUCUUGAAAAUGAGCGUAUUCGAGAUUACAGCGUACAUGGGAUGCCAAUACGAGGCCCUCGAUCAGCCGAUUGGACGAGGAUCCCCGCCUAUCUCCGGCUCAGAGGAUACACAGAUAGUCGGGCAGCCUUGGGACUUCCAAGAAAAAAUCGACGCCACCAAUUUCUUGUCAACACAGAGUGCUCUUCCUGGGGCGUGCGGCAGGAACGAUGACCAUAAGAAACUUUUGGCCCAGGUUCGUGUUUGGGAGGGUGCCGCAAAGACUGCGCCAAGGAUAUUUUGCGGUAUAUCCACCCGCCAUCAGAACCAUCGCACCAACGUCAAGGUGGGGCGUGCGAUCAAGGAGACAUGGGCGUCCCACUGUGACGGAUUCGUGGCCUUCAGCGACAAAACUGACCAAGACCUUAACACGCUCAAGAUCAAGCGAGAGGGCCUCGAGGAGGACGGCAACAUGUGGCAGAAAAUCAGAGCCAUCUGGAAGUACAUCAACUUCCACUACAAAGAGGACUUCGACUGGUUCAUCCUCGGGGGCGACGACCUCUUCCUUAUCGCGGAGAACCUGCGCAAGUACCUGCUAUCGGAUGAGGUCAAGAGCGCAGGCGGGGGCAUUAACAACGGCGGGACCAACCCCAUGUACCUAGGAAGGCGUCUACGUGUGUUUGGCGAGGACCAUCGAAUGUACAACAACGGACGGGCCUCAUACGUGUUGAACCAGGCAUCGGUGGGCCUCUUGGCGAGCCACCUCGACGAUGACGAUUGCCAGCCCCAUAGGAAAACUCCAUGGGAAGAUCUAUUGGUUUCCAUGUGCUUGAAAAAGAACGGCGUCAGCGCAUUCGAUACUCGAGAUACUCUCGGGCGUGAGCGCUUCCACCCCUUCACGCCAGCAACUCACUUCGGGUAUGAACCUAUUUUUUUUAUGAAUCUAUACGUUGACGUCUUCGGGCAACACAUGCCCGUGGACCCAGCAGAUCGCCUUGCGUCAGGAAUCGUGGUGAAUGGCUGGUACAUGGACCAGGAGGUUGAUGUGAAGUUCGGUCGGGAAGGCUACUCAAGUGACUCUCUCAGCUUCAACGAUGUCGAUGAGCAGCUCAUGUGGCGGCUCUACCAUUUGGUUUACUCCUGCCAAAAUGAUGAGGUUCUAGACCUCGCGUCACUACCACAGGCAGAUCCCGUGCAGCAGUUGGUUGAGAUCCCGGAGGAACUGACCGGGUGGGACUUGGUAAAGAGAUUACAUUCCAUCGGCCUCCACAGUCGCGCUGAUCUGGCAAGGGUACUUCAGGAGACGGACCCUUUCAAGGCAAGAAAUGAAGCAGAAGAGCUACGAACUGAAUCUUACUUUCCAUGCGACAACACGAACGUAUCUGUGAUAUUAUCCCCGCUGCAGGUAGCUGUGGACUCUCCUGACAAGUUCGAGUGCCCAGACAGAGAGGCGGAUCGAUUUUCGUCACCCGACAUUCGAGAUCACGACGACGAGGAAGCAUUCAAAGCGGGGCGGGGGUUUAUCUACUAUCAGCACUUGAGGAAAGCGGGGGGAACGGCGUUCUGCGACAUGGCUUCCAGGCAAGUUGAAGGUCUACGGAGAGGUGUUGAUGAUGGUGAGGUGGGGAUUCGGUUUCGGAUGUCGACGGUCAGAACGGACUGUUUUUCUCUGGUGUCGCCUUGCUUCUCAUGA
Molecule: messenger RNA, 2106 nt
Organism: Ectocarpus sp. CCAP 1310/34
Lineage: Eukaryota; Phaeophyceae; Ectocarpales; Ectocarpaceae
Source: the annotation of a GenBank genome assembly